AUGGAGAAAGCCGGUCACAUCAACAUUGCAAUGAUAGAAGAUAUUGGCACCAACGGGAUGGCCAGGUCAAAGGUCGUCACGGACGUGGAUCAGAACAACGAGCUCUGUGGCUCCACCGUGAGCUUCCACAACAUCCAGUACAAAGUGCAGCUGAAGAGCGGCUUCAAGAGGAAAACCAGUCCAAAGGAAAUACUGGUCGACCUCAAUGGGAUCAUGAGACCUGGCCUCAACGCUAUUCUUGGACCUACUGGAAGUGGAAAAUCUACAUUCUUGGAUAUCCUGGCUGCAAGGAAGGAUCCUUCAGGUCUCUCAGGAGAAGUCCUCAUUGACAGAGCACCACAGCCUCCAAAUUUCAAGUGCCUCUCUGGCUAUGUGGUUCAGGACGACGUGGUCAUGGGCACCCUGACUGUGAGGGAGAAUCUGCGUUUUUCUGCAGCUCUGCGGCUGCCUAGCUGUGUGCCUCAGAGAGAGAAGGAGGUUCGAGUCAAUCACCUCAUUAAAGAACUGGGUCUCACCAAGGUGGCGGACUCCAAGGUGGGCACGCAGAUGACCCGGGGAAUCUCUGGAGGAGAGAGGAAGAGGACAAACAUCGGUAUGGAGCUGAUCAUUGAUCCUCCAGUUCUUUUUCUGGAUGAACCGACCACAGGACUGGACGCUAGCACUGCUAACUCUGUCCUGCUGUUGCUAAAAAGAAUGGCCAGUCAUGGAAGAACCAUAAUUAUGUCCAUCCACCAACCACGAUACUCCAUCUACAGACUAUUUGACACUCUGACUCUGCUGGUUAGUGGUAAAAUGGUGUACCAUGGACCAGCGCCAAACGCAUUGGACUACUUCGCCAACAUUGGUUAUCCCUGUGAGCCCCACAACAACCCAGCUGACUUCUUUCUGGAUGUUAUCAAUGGAGACUCCACCGCUACAACCAUGACCAAAGUGCACGGGUCUGAAGAUUUGGACUUUGAGGAGCACAGCAGCUCCAGGCAGAGCAUCGAGGAGCGCCUGGUGGAGGAGUACAGGAACAGCAGCUACUCCAGCGACACAAGUGCUGAGCUGGACCGCAUCGUCCAGGAUAAGAAGUGUAUCUCAUUUUCAAAAUCCCGCACCAUCACCUACAACAGCUCCUUCUUCCACCAGCUACGUUGGGUGCUAAAGAGAACCUUCCAGAACCUCAUGCUGAACCCACAAACAUCUGUGGCCCAGCUCGGAGUCAACAUUUUCCUCGCCCUCAUCGUAGGAGCGAUUUUCUUCGGGGUCAAAGAUGAUCGGAGUGGAAUCCAGAACAGGAUGGGUGGCCUCUUUUUUAUCACUACCAACCAGUGUUUCAGCACGGUGUCUGCAGCUGAGCUCUUCAUCAUUGAGAGGAAACUGUUUGUGCAUGAGUACAUCAGUGGCUACUACAGACUGUCUGUCUACUUCCUCUCCAAGAUCCUGUCUGACAUCACAAUGCGCACCAUCACCUCAGUCAUCUUCAGCUGUAUUGUCUACUUUAUGAUCGGGCUCAAAUCCACAGCAGCAGCCUUUUUCAUCUUCACACUGACAGUGACUAUGGUGGCCUACACCGCCACAGCCCUGACGAUGGCCAUCUCCGCUGACCAGAGCGUCGUGGCUCUCGCCAACAUUUUCAUGACCAUCACCUUUGUCUUCAUGAUGAUUUUCUCAGGUCUCUUGGUAAACCUACCCAGCAUCAUGGACUGGCUGGCUUGGCUGAAGUACUUCAGCAUUCCACGCUACGGCCUCGCAGCCUUGAAGAUCAAUGAGUUUGUGGGUUUGAAGUUCUGUGAGGAGGCUGUGAUCCGAAACACCAACAUGUCGGCUACAGUGACCAACUGCUAUGUGAGCAUAGUUGGGGAGACAUGUACAGGAGAACAGUAUCUGGACUACCUGGGAAUAGAAUACACUACCUGGGGACUAUGGGAGAAUCACGUGGCUUUGACCAUUAUGACGUUCAUAUUCCUCAUCAUCGCCUACCUGAAACUCCGCUACAUCAAGAAAUUCACUUAAGUGUUUUAUUCUACUAUCUUAAGUUUGGUCUACAAAGAACCAAGACAUUUUAAGUAGUGAGCUAAAGGGUGUAUUUU
Messenger RNA from Micropterus salmoides (largemouth bass), 2075 nucleotides. It is a transcript of the gene abcg2d, whose product is annotated as ATP-binding cassette, sub-family G (WHITE), member 2d. NCBI's taxonomy places the organism in Eukaryota, Metazoa, Chordata, Actinopteri, Centrarchiformes, Centrarchidae. Gene Ontology annotation, cellular component: plasma membrane. The record is from RefSeq and is a predicted model, not a curated record. Gene Ontology annotation, molecular function: ATP hydrolysis activity; ABC-type transporter activity; ATP binding.